AUGGCUGAUUCUCUAAUCACAAUUCAAAUAGAAUUAACACAAAUUAUUCUUCCAAUUAUCAUUGUUCUGGGUGCAUUGGGUAAUGGAUUAAAUAUUUUCAUACUAACUAAACCUUCUUUCAAUGGUCAUGCAUGUUCUCUCUAUUUUCUUGUAUUAAGUAUCAAUAAUUUUUUCUAUUCAACUGUUUUGCUCAUGUUUAAUUUAUUAUCUGAUGGAUAUCAAAUUAGUCUGGCUGGACAUUCCAGGACUGCUUGCAAAUUGAUUAGCUAUUUUUUAAAUGUAUGUCCAUGUAUAUCUGUAUAUUUGAUUGUAUUUGCAUCAGUAGAUCGUUUUUGUGGCAGUUCAUUCAAUGAACGUCAACGUAAUUUUAGUAGUGUACGGAUAGCUCGAAUUAUAAUUAUACUUCUUGUCAGUCUAUUGGCAAUAUUUCAAAUUGGUAUUCUAUUAACUUUUGAUCUACAACAAUUGGAUAAACUUCGAUGUGCACCGAAUACGAACACAAUAUUUAAACAAAGUUUUAUCAUUGCACAAGUGAUUAUUUUUGCUAUAAUUGCACCUUUCCUCAUGAUAGUUUUUGGUUGUUUAACUAUCUACAAUAUAAAUCAUUUGCAAAUAAGUCAAGUCGUUGUUACAGGUCGUCGUAUUGAGAAGCAAUUGAUUAAAAUGCUUCUUAUACAAAUAAUUAUUCAUCUUAUUCUCACAUUACCUUUUUGUUCACUUUUUCUCAUGUCAAUUCUACCAAUCAAAGUUCGAUAUACAUCCAUAUUCUCUUUUCUUUUCAUCAUUUUCAAAUUACCAUUCUAUUUGUCAUUUGCUACGCCAUUUUUUCUUUAUAUAAUUUCAGCUCGAAUCUAUCGAAAUCAACUUUUUCAUUCAAUAAAAAAUAUAUUUCAUUAUCAUUGUAACAAUCGAAUCUUUACCAUGGCUCACUGA
Molecule: messenger RNA, 933 nt
Organism: Rotaria sp. Silwood2
Lineage: Eukaryota; Metazoa; Rotifera; Eurotatoria; Philodinida; Philodinidae
Source: the annotation of a GenBank genome assembly